GCGCGCGGACGUUCGGGAACGCGCAGGUGCAGCGGCGGCGGCGGCCCCGGUUCGGGCCCCGGGGAGCUGAGCAAGCGGUACGGCCGCAGGAGCAGUGGGAGUCGGCGGCCUGAGCCGGGCCCUGCGACCGGGGGCCUGCCGGGCGAUGUUUCUGCUAUCGUCCACACUCCCUCGAGGUGAGCUGUACCUAAGAUGCAAAGGUUGCCUCUGCACUGUUUCAGGUCUCUGCUGCCAAGGAGGAAGGGCUUUCUGCUGCUAGAGAGACUGACUCACUUUGGCCUGAGCUGCUUCCUUCGUUUCUUCCACCUGGCCUGCUGCUGUGCUGUCCCCUGCCCUCUGCCGAGCUGGGGUAUGAUGUACGCAGCCCAUUACCACGCCUGCAAGUCGCAAAACACCUGGGCCGCAUAUUUGGAACACCUCCCUCACCUGCACCAGGGAAGGCACAAUGGACACAAGCAAAACCGCCAUCAUCACCACCACCACCACCAUCACCGCAUCAAGAAAAAAACCUGGAACUUCAUCCAUGAGAAGAUGAGCUACGACACAUUCUUCACCAUGAAGCGGCUGAUCGACCGCUCACGGACUGUGGGUGAGGUGUUACGCUGGGUGACGCAGAACCCUGGAAAGAUCUCCUACAACCAUUACCCUAUUGCUCUGCAGAAGAUUGGCCAGGUCCUGCAGCAGCGAACUGGAGGGGCCAAUGAGGAGACCAUCCACAGCCAAAUGUUGGAACUGGAGGAGUUCCAGACACUUUGUAACUCCAUUGUGGCAGACUGCUCCAAGUUCGACAAUUUCAGUAUUGUGAACUGUCUGUAUGCAGUUGCUGCUUUGGGUCUUCCCAGUGAUUCCAAGAUUGUUCAGGUCCUGGAGGAGGAGUCGCGAGUCCGGCUCACUCAGUUCAACCAGAAAGAUGUCUCCAUGGUUUUCAGCAGUGUCAUGAAACUGCAUCGGUCCACACAGCACCCGCUAGUUGAGAGCUGCCUCGCUGGCUUGGAGAAGAACAUUGAGAAGGAGCGUCAUCCCCAGACUCUUUUCCUUUUGCUCUCUUACUACAAAUUAAAGUCACAGGCACUGCAGUCUGACUCGUACACUAGUGAACAGCUUCUCAACAACCGCAAGAUUCUGCGGCUGGUCAAGCACACGCUGGGGCACGUUGCCAAUGUGAGGGACCAUGAGAUGACCCUGCUGGAUGAGAUGCUCGCCACAUGUUGUCGGGAGGCCAGCAAUAAGUCACUGGAACUGAUCUUCAGCUCUCAUAUCUUCUAUGAAAAUAGGCAGGAAAAAUUCAUCAGCAGCCUGGCAGAGGAACUUCCUAAAAAGGUGGACAGCAUCACCCCUUAUACCAUGGCCCUGAUUGCAAAAUAUAUUGCCCGUCAUCGACUGCGUGAGGGCAAACUUCUGGACACGAUUGCAGAGUUCCUAAUCAAAAAGGGUGACUACCUGGACAGUAAGGUAAUUCAGAAAUUGGUUUUUCCAUUCAGUCGGAUGAACUACAAACCUACCAAUGCAACCAAGUUCUUUGAAAAGCUAGAAUCGGUGCUGGAGGUCAAGGCUAUGAACUCACCCCUGGCCACUGUCAACAUCUUUAUGUCUAUGUUCCAGCUCGGCCAUUUCCCUGGAGCAAUACUUGACCGCAUCUUCUCAGCUGCAUUCGUCAAUAAUGUGAUGAAUAGUCCCUACGGGUUGAUAGUGCGCCGGUAUCUGUCCCUGCUGGAUGCUGCCAUUGAGCUGGAGUACCGUGACUAUAAGGGUCCACGAUUGGAGGACAGGUACAAGGUUAUGAUGUUUGACCGUGUGCUGACUGCAGAUGAGGUCAACAGGAAGUACAGUUACAAAGGCCUGGUGGCAGAAGCUUUGAGGCAGCUGCUUGGUGAUCAAUGUUACAAACAGGAUGAGGUUCUUCCCCCAGGAUAUUAUACAGACUUCUUGCUGUGGAUAAAUGACUCUGGCACUGUCCUUCAUAUUAAUGGGACCACUCCCAGUGCUGGCACUCCUCUCUGCCCCUCCAUCCCAAGUACAAAAGGCACCGAGAAGCCCAGUGUCCUCCACUCUCAGCCUGACAUCUCCUCCCUGACCUCUGACUUCCAGAAGUUCUCGCCCUUUUGUCACAAUGAUGUGACGCCCAAGGAGAAGAGAGAUGGCGAUUGUGCAGUUGAAGUGGAUUUUCUCAGUCGCUCUCGGCCCCCAGGGAGUGGUGGAUCUUCCGAUGCAGCCUCCAUCUUAACAGGUUCCACAAUGGAGUACACUUACUACUCACCUUCGAACUACUACAAUAGCCUGACUAAGGAGCAGUCGCUUGAGAGUCAGGAGAGUUCCACACUUAGCAGCCCUUCUGAUUGCUUGAACCAGGCACCUAACACCACAGGUUGCUCACCCGUCAUGAACUCCAAUUCCCUUUUUCAGUUCCCCAUCGGAAAGAUCCUGAAUGAGGACACAGAGACAGCUCCCCAGAGCCAAGAGCACAAUCUCUUCAGAACAGAGCAGUCUGCUUCAAGUUUCUAUGACAGCCACCACUAUCCUGAGAGCCAGAGCAGGGUAGUACAGGGGGAGCUCGUGAGCCCAGUGCCUCCAUCUCUACAACUCUCCAGCCCACUGCUGACUGACAAAGAGAGGUGCCGAGACAACGAUCAAGUGAACAGGAUUGUGAUGUCGGUGAAUGACAAAUGGCAUUACUGCCACAACUCGGACGUGUUGGUGGGAUCUCGGGCAAUGCGGGAUCGACACCUGCGCUUACUAGGAUAUACCGUUUUGCAGCUGCCUUACCAUGAGCUGGAAAAGCUGAAUGGGAUCGAGGAAGUUAAACAGUAUUUACAAAAGAGACUCCUGGACGUGCAGUUAUGACGAUCAAAGACUAGAUACUUUUGUACCUCCUCCCGUUUGUACUUGGAGAGUCAGCAGCGGCCUCCGCUGGCAAUCAGACCUCGGCAGAUUGUAGCGCCGAUCCUGUUGGGAAUUCUGGAAUUGCUCUGAUUAUUUCUUUCCCCCUUCCCUUUUUCCUUUGGAGUGUAGCGAGUGUGUCUCCUGGUUUUAUUGUUUUUAUUUGCUUUUUGUGUGUUCACAUGCUAACUACUGCCACAUGUCUUGCACCAUCUCUGGAGACGGUAGACUGUAAGCAAUGAGCUACUGGAUAUUUUCACAGGAAGUUUCACAAAAGGUCAGUCUUUGUGGAGUUUGAACUGAGUGUUCACUAGCCCUUGUGGAGUGAAUGCUAACCACCCCAUCGUUUGCCUCUCACUACCUUCCAAAGUUGAAGGAAGUGAGGGGUUUUGGGUUUCCCUCUCUGACUGAGGGGGAGGCACAGGUGGGGUCUCCAGACAUACCAUGGGUAAAGUAAACUGUUCUCAAUGCUCCAACUCCCCCAACAGACAGCCCGAGGCCUCUGAGUAUAGUGAGAGGUUCCCCCUCCCACCCCAGAUCUGGCUGGCAGGGGUAGAGAGCAGCACUGAACAGUUGUGUGGGUACCUCCGCUCCAACUUGUGUCGUUGGCCACUGGACUUUGCAAGAUCUAAUGAUCACAGAGCCCUGUUUAUUAACUAACACCUCGGGGGUCAGUGCUCCCACAGUGUCAAUGGAGAGGCAUUUCCAGGAUUUGGACUCACUUUAUGGUGUAGCUAUUUGCCUGCACUCCUAAUCAACACAGGGCCAAGUGAGGAAGGGGGCUGCUGUUGAAAGAGCCCUGGGGUGUUGCUUUGGUGUGUGUUGUGUGUUCACUACCACCGUCGAGGGCCAGAGGUGCAGGGAGUGUUUUAUAAGGCUGCUAGCUGUGAGGAGGCAAAUGAGCUCGAACUCACAGGCCUGCCUGCCCACUGCAUUCACUUUAACCACUCUUUACUUUUGCAUGAUGUAAAUUUAAUUUAACCAUUUGAGGAUUUUAUACGGUAUUCUUAGUGGGGGGUUAGUGAAAAGGGUUUCCUAUCAUUGUCCCCUUAGAGAUUUCCAACUGCUCUGUGAAGGGGUGUAGGAUAGGAGUGGGCAUAGUUCUCUUUGGUUGAUGGACUGAGGACACUGUUGACUAUUCAUAGUCAGGUGAGGAGAGAGAGGAAGCAGUAAAAAGCUGCCCUCCACCUGCUGGUAAUUGUGAGAGUUGAAUUAAUUGCACAGUCCUUGAAGUGGGUUCAUCUCGCUGGGUGUGUUUGACUGUAGUUCAAUGGUAAUUGUCUGUUAGUGUGUGGGUUGUAGGUAGAUGGUGUGCAGAAUGCAAGUCUUUAAUCCCAGCUGGGUAGGGAUGUGGGAUUGAUGAAGAGAAGGGGCAGAGGUUUAGUACUUUAAAUUUGGUUAGGUUUUGAAUGGUGGGUUUGGGGGUCAAUGGGAUUGUGGGUUUAAUAUGUGAAUGAAUGAGGAAUUGCUGAAAUUCUGACACGUCCAUCAGCAUCAGGGUGGUGUGUGUGUGUUGAAGUCAAAUAGGAUUUUUAAAAUAAUCUUCGUGUGUUUGUAGGGUUGCUACGAGGUUGGGGUGUGGUGCUGGAUAUGUUUACCACAAGAAGAUAUAUUCAUGAGCUAGAGUCCCAAACACUUACAAAUCUGGUUGGUAAUUUACCAUGGCUGUAGCAGUCCAAGGAGGAGUUUUGGAAGGGAUUAUAAAAUACCUGGGAAUAAAUUUAAAAAACAAGGGAAAUACUCUCACUUUGUCUGUGUCUCAUAUCAUUGCAACAUUUCUUGGUAUUUUGAAUGUUGUGGUCUGUGAGGAGUGGAUUGGUGGGGGUGGCCUUCAUUUUGGCAUGGGAGGGUAUGACUAAUUGUCUCAGUUGUCCUGAGAGCACUGGGGGUUAUUGGCACAUAUGGAACGUUGUCACAUUCUGGCCAGGAUAGACAGGUCAAGGAGACUGUUUUCUUUCUCUGAACACCAUUAUGUGUUUUUUUUCAAGGUCAGCUUGCAGAUUUCCCUGAGCAACACAUAACCUGCUGGAUGAGCUGUCAACAUUCCUUUUCUCACCCCUACCAGAGGCUGUUCAAUCUGCUGAGUUCUUCCAGCAGAUAGUUUGUUGCUGUAGAUUCCAACAUCUGCUAUCUUUUGUGUCUGCAGAUACCCAGAAUUCAGUUUUAUCUCAUCCCUGGUGGAAUUUCUGUCCAAGACCUUGGAGUUAUUAGAGUCAUGAAGCCUUUGCCUCUAUAAUGCAGUGAGAGGAUUACUCAGAGCAAUCACCACUGUCACUGGCAUGUGGUGCCAAUGUCCCACCCUCACACCAUAGGUAGUGAAGUGUCUUCAUCCAUUGGCAGCAUCAUUCAACCUAGGAUGAUAAGAGACAGCAGACAGCAGACACAAAAUGCUGGAGUUACUCAGCAAGCCAAGUAGCAUCUAUGGAAAAGAGUAAGCAGUUGACAUUUCAGUCCAAGAUGCCAACUCUUUUCCACAGAUGCUGCCUGGCCUGCUGAGCUUCUCCAGUAUUUGUAUGUUGCUUUGUAUUUCCAGCAUCUGCAGAUUUUCUCGUGCUUGAGACAAAGAGACAGAUCUGCUGCCGUGUACUGAUUUAACCUUUAAUACAAUCAUCACUAGAUACCCCAGCUCUCAACUCUUUGGGGCAAUUUUAUAAAAAUUAGUUCAUGAAACAUGGAAAACUGGUUUAUUAUUUUUAGGCUUUGUAACUCCAAAUUCUAAUCAAAACACAGGAGCACAUUUUUACUUCUUUACUUUAGUGGGGCGCACAUAUGAUGUGGUGGCGUUAUUACAUAUACCAUUCACAUACUUUUACAUGUAAUCGAUGAACAGCAAGGAUUGCUUGAUCAAACAAUAUAUUUACAAUAUUACUCGUAUUACUGAAAUAUUAAAUAUACAACACUCCUCUUUGCUUAGCUAUAAACUCCAGCUCAAUAAAGAAUGCAUAUACAGUAUACUGUAUAUUACAAUGACUAUAUAGACAUCCAAAACAUAGUAAAUUUUAAAUUGUCCCUUCAAGCCUAAAGAUUUAAUUCCAGUAGAGGAUUUCUUACUGUUGUGGGUUAACAUCUUUCCUGAGCUGGGGUGGGGAAGGAUGUGUCACUGCUUGGCAGGAGAAACGUGAUUGUGAUCUCAGGUACUGGGGCUUCCUCCAUGAUGGUUGCAGGAGUUGACUCUGGGACUGCAGGAAGUGGUUCUGACAGCUCUGGACUCUGCUUUCCUCAACUGAUCAAUGUAUUGCCUCCAGAUGACAUCAGAUGCAAUCUCCACUGUAUAGGAGAGGAGUCCUACUCUGUCCUCAAUCUUUCCAAGAAUCUACUUUGAUCACCUCUGUAAUCCCUCGCCAGGACCACUUGUAUAGGAGUGAACCAUCAAACCUCCUUGAGUCCUCAGUUUGUCUCAGCUGUUUGUCCUGUAAUCACCUUCUGAGAUUGGGUUUGAGAAGAUCCAAAUGUGAUUGUAAGAGAUAACCCAGGAACAGCAUAGCUGGUGACUUGUUAUUGUGGAGUGUGCUGCAUUUCGAUAUGCAAGGAGGAAUAGUGAGCUUCCAUGUAUUUCUGCUGACGUUGCACACAGUGCAUUCUUUAGAGCCUGGACCAACCUUUCUGCCAAGCCAUUUGUAGCUGGGUGGCAAUGGUGCAGAUGUAAGACAUAUUAUUCCAUUCAUUUUCA
Molecule: messenger RNA, 6547 nt
Organism: Hypanus sabinus (Atlantic stingray)
Lineage: Eukaryota; Metazoa; Chordata; Chondrichthyes; Myliobatiformes; Dasyatidae
Gene: fastk
Product: Fas-activated serine/threonine kinase
Exons: 10
Coding region: 193-2841 (882 amino acids)
Biological process (GO): regulation of mitochondrial mRNA stability; mitochondrial RNA processing
Cellular component (GO): mitochondrial matrix; ribonucleoprotein granule
Molecular function (GO): RNA binding
Source: RefSeq, a predicted model, not a curated record